UCUCUCUCCCGAACGCUUGAAACGCGACAUGGCACUUCGUUCAGAGGCUGUCGUCGGCCAGUGUACAGUAAUCACUUCCUGUCUCCGUACUGGUGUGGUGUGGAUUCGUGUGCUGGGGUGGAAGGAGCGACGCAGACACGGACACGCGCACGCACGCACGCACACUCAACAGCAGCAGCAGUGAGAGCCCCUUGUCAUCAAGCAAGGUGCACAGCUAGCUGUCACGCAGCUCACCCCGAAAAAACAACAGCACCUGCGGACAGGGGAAGUUCGUGGGAGGACUGUUGAUCCACAGCCAAUCACAUGAAGCCGCUUAAAUCUGAAAUUUUUCACCUGCACGAAGUUUCCAGGAAACUUUCUUGUCUCAAAAUCUGCUUCCUUAAACCGGAAAAUGUGGAGCCCCAGUCCGAAACUGUGUAUUUCCUACAGAAUUCUGUCAAGUUUAAUCUCUCCAACACUUGA
Messenger RNA from Ectocarpus sp. CCAP 1310/34, 462 nucleotides. NCBI's taxonomy places the organism in Eukaryota, Phaeophyceae, Ectocarpales, Ectocarpaceae. The record is from the annotation of a GenBank genome assembly.